Closterium sp. Yama58-4 is the source of this 924-nucleotide messenger RNA. Lineage: Eukaryota; Viridiplantae; Streptophyta; Zygnematophyceae; Desmidiales; Closteriaceae. The record is from the annotation of a GenBank genome assembly.
AUGGAGGACAGCCUGACUCACCAAGUUGAUAGCGAACAAAGGAUGUGGAAACCUGUGAGGAAGCCAGGGGUCGCCGGACACGGCAGAAUAGUGGUGUCACGAGUCACUACUGGACCUGCCGAGGGGUCGGCCAAAGUGACAGAUCCUGCGAGCGGUGUGACUGUGGUGCAGUCGCAAAAAAAACAUCAAGACGCGAAGGAUUCCAGCGUGAGGGUGUGCAGAGCCUCCAGCGGAACUGCACCUGCGGUAGAGGACUCGCAGGCAUCUACACCAGCAGUCACUACACCACCAGAGCUAGGCACACCCAAUGUCCUCGAGGCGGUAGAAUCAGCGAGUCUCAGCAUGGCCCUGCCUGCUGCAGACGUCUCCUGUGCGGGGACCCGUGCACCUGACGUAGGUGAAGCGACCUCCUUCUCCGGGGCCGCCUCGCUGGACCACCCACUCACGCAGCUGCUCUGGCAAGAGGGUCUCCUGUCGAUGCGACUGGUGAUGCUGUCCACCCCCAGAACCUCUGCCUCCACCAGUUGUGCCCCCGCAUGCAGCUCCCUGACCUCCACCCCCACUAGCUCCACCACGACAGCCACCCAAGCCGUCUCCGCCACCCCUAGUGCCACCACCACCCCCGCCACCCCCACCACCCCAGCCACCACCACCUCCACCGCCCCGACUACCGCCACCACCACCGCCCCCGCCACCGCCACCUCCGCCGCCACCCCCACCACCCUUACCCUUCUGACGCCCACCCCUGUUGCGCCUCCUGCUAGGAGCAGACGCCGCACUGGCUUCCUCAGCACCGAGGAAGUCAACAGCAACAGCAGAGGUGACAAAAGUUGCGAGGAGGGAAGGAGCACAUUUCUUAAAAAAGGAGGUGCGGGCAGUACUAUGGGAGACAGCUACAGCGUGGGCUCUGGUCUCAGGCUCUAA